Molecule: messenger RNA, 2277 nt
Organism: Electrophorus electricus (electric eel)
Lineage: Eukaryota; Metazoa; Chordata; Actinopteri; Gymnotiformes; Gymnotidae
Source: RefSeq, a predicted model, not a curated record
ACAAAAUCACCAGCUGCUGUCAGCGAUAAAUAUUACUACAGUUGGCUGCUUACUCUACGAAAUCAUUUGCUAUUUACCGCAGUCACUGAAUCCUGCAGCUCAUUUUAGAAGAGAAUAGAAUAGACUAGAAUGCACAAGUACAACGAAACUUUGUGGCCAGUUGUUCUAUCUAGUUAGCAAGCCUAAUUUUAUUAUAAAAUGUGUAAAUGUGCAUGACCUAAAUCAUGCUCCGGCCCUGUUAAGCGUGUUUGGUUUUCCCAACGACACUGUAAACGUAAUAAGUGGUCAAAAGUGCACCGACCAAAGCCCAUUAAUUCUUAAUCCAGUCGAUCUGAGCUAUGAUCUGCGAGAGGCACCCAUUUUUGCUAUUGCUGCAAUCCGUUAUCAACAGAGCUAUAGGAGGGAAACUCAUCCUUGCAGGCAUACGAACUCUCUGGAUAAGCAGCAGAGGACGACCAAGGCACUGGAGUGUGUGACUAAGCUCCAUACCCCGAUGACUCCAUGACCUCCAGUCGGCUCUCCGUGCGAGGUCUGCCCUCCUUGGCCUCCAUCAGCAGCCCUGUCUCUGAUCCACGCUUCCGUUUCAAAUGGAGAGCGAUCACGGCAUUAGCCCUCCUAGGCCUGGGUCUGCUGCUCUACAUGCACCAGACAGCAGGGGGCGCCGUGAGCGAUGGGCAGCAGCGUAGAAGUGACGGCGCAGCGUUGUGGCGCGUGAGCCGGCACGUAGCUGAGGUGCAGCCGUUUGCGGAAUGGACCGGGCGACGUUACAACGCCACCUACCCCCUCAGCCCACCGGAGCGCACGGCCAACGGAAUCCGCUACCGCAUCGCCGUGAUCGCGGACCUGGACACAGGCUCUCGCAGCCGAAAGGACAACACGUGGUUCAGCUACCUGCGACGAGGCCACUUGCUGGUGUCGCACGGCGGGGACUUGGCGGCCGUGGAGUGGGAUCCUGACACGGCCAUGCUGGAGAGCCACCUGGCAGAGAAGGGGCGUGGCAUGGAGCUCUCCGACCUGGUGGCGUUCAACGGGCACCUCUACAGCGUGGACGACCGCACGGGCGUGGUGUACCGCAUCGAGGGCAACCGGGUCGUGCCGUGGGUCAUCCUGGCUGACGGCGACGGCACCGUUUCCAAAGGCUUUAAGGCCGAAUGGCUGGCAGUGAGGGGAGAACACCUGUACGUGGGCGGUCUCGGCAAGGAGUGGACCACCACCACGGGAGAGUUCGUCAGUAACGACCCGCUGUGGGUGAAGGUCAUCGGGUUUCGUGGAGAUGUGCGGCAUGAGAACUGGGCACCCCAGUACGGUGCUCUCCGCAGUGCAGCGGGCAUUGUGCCACCAGGUUAUCUCAUCCAUGAGUCGGUGGCGUGGAGCGAGCACUGGAGGCGUUGGUUCUUCCUCCCGCGCCGCGCCAGCGCCGAGCACUACGACGAGACGGCCGACGAGCGCCGUGCCACCAACCUGGUGCUCAGCUGCCCGGCGGACUUCAGCGGCGUGACGGCGUCGCGGGCCGGCCUGCUGCUCCCCACCCGCGGCUUUUCCGCCUUCCGCUUCGUCCCAGGCACCGACGACAAGACGGUGCUGGCGCUGAAGUCCGAGGAGGACGCGGGCCGCGUUGCCACCUACGUCACAGCCUUCACACUGGAUGGCCGCGUUCUUCUGCCUGAGACCAAGAUUGGCGACGUGAAGUACGAAGGACUGGAGUUCAUUUAGGUGCUCUGAACCUAUUCUCCUCUCAUCUCAGCAGGGGAAAGCAGACCAUUCAGAACAGAGUUUCUGGGCAUGUGAUUGGGGCGAUUUAUUGUCAUAGAAAGAAAUGUCAGAAAAGACAAAAUUUCUCUUUGUGACAUUUCUAUAUGAGCAUGCGGUGCUGACAGUGUAUUCUCCUGCGAGCAAUAAGCUGUCUAGGAGUCGCCAUAGCGACACACCAGAGCGAGCACCCGACACCUGUGUUUCCAUGGUGAGGGAGAUGGAUGAGGUCAAACAAAAGGGAAGCAGGUUCUGCAUGUCAGGUUACAGAGUGCUCUGUGAACUGUCUGCACACUUGCUCUGUGCUCUUAAUAGUUUUACUCUUGUUAAUAGUUUUACAGUGUGCUAUUGUUAGGUGCAGCAUUAAGUGUGUUACUCUUAAGUGUGCACAGAGGUCUUCAGCUCCCAAUGCACAGCAUCAUGGUGAAAAAUAGUGCUGCUAAAGACUCAGGUUUUUUUAAUCAAAAUGCACAAUACAGACUCACCAAACUGAAAAAUGUGAAAGACAAGUAAUUUAUUUUUCUUUUA